Molecule: messenger RNA, 516 nt
Organism: Prorocentrum cordatum
Lineage: Eukaryota; Dinophyceae; Prorocentrales; Prorocentraceae
Source: the annotation of a GenBank genome assembly
CCAUUUUGGCUCACGGGUUCAAGGUCUCCUCCCUGUGGGCAAAGCGACGGCGGCAGGAUGUCGGUCCAAUUCCAGUCGCAGAAUUUCCAGCACAUCCUGCGCAUGUGCAACACGAACGUGGACGGGCGGCAGAAGGUGAUGUAUGCGCUGACCGCCAUUCGUGGCCUUGGCCGGCGCUUCUCCAACAUCAUCUGCAAGAAGUGCGACAUCGACCUCAACAAGCGUGCGGGCGAGCUCACCACAGAUGAGGUGAACAAGAUCGUGGCUGUGGCGAGCAGCCCGCUGCAGUUCAAGAUCCCGGCCUGGAUGCUCAACAGGCAGAAGGACGUGAAGGACGGCAAGACCUCGCAGAAGUACGCCAACUUUCUGGACCAGGCUCUGCGCGAGGACCUCGAGCGCAUGAAGCGCGUGCGCCUCCACCGAGGCAUUCGCCACUACUGGGGCAUCCGCGUGCGAGGCCAGCACACCAAGACCACCGGCCGCCACAGGGCCAUGGGCGACGGCGGCAAGAAGUAG